Molecule: messenger RNA, 2561 nt
Organism: Hibiscus syriacus
Lineage: Eukaryota; Viridiplantae; Streptophyta; Magnoliopsida; Malvales; Malvaceae
Product: V-type proton ATPase subunit a1-like
Exons: 18
Coding region: 110-2560 (816 amino acids)
Biological process (GO): vacuolar acidification; proton transmembrane transport
Cellular component (GO): vacuolar proton-transporting V-type ATPase, V0 domain; vacuolar proton-transporting V-type ATPase complex
Molecular function (GO): proton-transporting ATPase activity, rotational mechanism; ATPase binding
Source: RefSeq, a predicted model, not a curated record
CUCUCUCGUAAACCGCCAAAAAAAACUGUAUUCAAAUCUAAAAACUCAGAUUCAAACCCCAUUUAUUUCCGUUUGAUUGUCAAGAGAGAGAGGGAGAAGAAGGUAAACGAUGGAUAAAUUCGUAGACAACUUGUCUCCAAUGGAUCUGAUGCGGUCGGAGAAAAUGACGCUUGUUCAACUCAUUAUUCCUGUCGAGUCCGCUCACCGAGCCGUUUCUUAUCUUGGUGAACUCGGUCUCCUCCAGCUCCGAGAUCUAAACGCUGAGAAAAGUCCUUUCCAAAGAGCAUUUGUUAAUCAGGUGAAGCGUUGUGGAGAAAUGUCAAGGAAACUACGGUUUUUCAAAGACCAAAUUGUUAAAGCUGGCCUACAAUCCUCAAUACACCCUGUUGUGGAGCCGGAUGUGGAAUUGGAGGAAUUAGAGAUACUACUUGCCGAGCAUGAAAAUGAGCUAAUUGAAAUGAACUCCAACAGUGAAAAACUUCGACAAACAUACAAUGAGCUCCUGGAGUUCAAGAUAGUUUUGCUAAAGGCAGGUAGUUUUCUUGUGUCUGGUAAUAACUAUGCUGUUGCCGAGGAAAGGGAAUUAACUGAGAAUGUGCACUCUAAUCAUAGUUAUGACGAGGCAUCAUCAUUAAUUGAACAGGAAAUGAGGACUGCAGACCAAUCUGGGUUAAGAUUCAUCAGCGGGAUUAUUUGUAAAUCCAAGGCUCUAAGAUUUGAGAGGAUGUUAUUUCGUGCUACCAGAGGUAAUAUGCUUUUCAAUCAGGCACCGGCUGGUGAAGAAAUCAUGGAUCCUUUAUCAGCUGAAAAGGUAGAGAAAACAGUGUUUGUAGUUUUUUUCUCCGGAGAACAGGCAAGAACAAAGAUUUUGAAAAUUUGUGAAGCAUUUGGUGCUAAUUGCUAUCCUGUUCCUGAUGACUUCAGUAAACAAAGGAAAAUAAUUAGAGAAGUCUUGUCACGCCUUUCUGAAUUAGAGGUCACAUUGGAUGCCAGUAUUCGCCAUCAAAAUAAAGUUCUGACUUCAAUUGGAUACCAUCUAACACAAUGGAUGAGCAUGGUACGAAGGGAGAAAGCUGUGUUUGAUACAUUGAAUAUGUUGAAUUUUGAUGUUACAAAGAAAUGUCUUGUUGGGGAGGGAUGGUGCCCUAUAUUUGCACAACCUAAGGUUCAAGAAGCACUGCAACGGGCAACAGUUGAUAGCAAUUCACAAGUUGGUAUAAUUUUUCAUGUGAUGGAUGCUGUAGAAUCACCUCCUACAUUUUUCAGAACCAACCAUUUCACAAAUGCAUAUCAGGAGAUUGUUGAUGCAUAUGGUGUUGCUAGAUAUCAGGAGGCAAAUCCUGCAGUAUACACUGUUAUUACUUUUCCAUUUCUUUUUGCGGUGAUGUUUGGCGAUUGGGGCCAUGGAAUAUGCUUGCUAUUAGGAGCAUUGGUCCUCAUAGCUCGAGAAAGCCGACUCAGUGCUCAGAAACUUGGAAGCUUUAUGGAGAUGCUAUUUGGGGGGCGUUACGUACUCCUUUUAAUGUCACUUUUUUCAAUUUAUUGUGGGUUGAUUUACAAUGAAUUCUUCUCUGUUCCCUUCUACAUAUUUGGUGGUUCUGCUUACAAGUGCCGAGAUGCAACCUGCAGUGGUGCACACUCUGUCGGUUUAAUCAAAUUUCGAGAUCCAUACCCAUUUGGUCUGGAUCCAAGUUGGCGUGGAAGUCGUUCAGAGUUGCCUUUUCUUAACUCUCUUAAAAUGAAGAUGUCAAUUUUGCUGGGUGUGGCCCAGAUGAACCUAGGAAUCAUAUUAAGUUAUUUCAAUGCACGCUUUUUUCACAACUCCCUGGAUAUUAGGUAUCAGUUUGUACCACAGAUUAUAUUUCUCAACUCCCUUUUUGGUUAUCUUUCGCUUCUCAUUAUAAUCAAGUGGUGCACUGGCUCUCAAGCGGACCUUUAUCAUGUGAUGAUCUAUAUGUUUUUGAGUCCCACUGAUGAUCUUGGUGAUAAUGAGUUGUUUUGGGGCCAGAGACCACUUCAGAUUGUGUUGCUACUUUUGGCAUUAGUUGCAGUUCCGUGGAUGCUUUUUCCUAAACCUUUUAUUUUGAAGAAGCUUCAUUCCGAGAGAUUUCAAGGUCGCAACUAUGGCAUGCUUAUCUCCGAGUCUGAUCCUGAUGUGGAACCUGAUUCUGCACGGGAACAUCAUGAGGAGUUCAACUUUAGUGAGGUUUUUGUGCACCAAAUGAUACAUUCCAUUGAGUUUGUUCUAGGUGCUGUCUCGAACACUGCAUCAUAUCUUCGGCUUUGGGCUUUAAGCUUGGCACACUCUGAAUUAUCGACAGUUUUCUACGAGAAAGUCCUACAACUUUCCUGGAGGUAUGACAACAUCGCGAUUCGAUUAAUUGGGCUAGCAGUUUUUGCCUUUGCAACUGCCUUCAUCCUACUCAUGAUGGAGACCCUUAGCGCUUUCCUUCACGCCUUGCGUCUACACUGGGUAGAAUUUCAAAAUAAAUUCUACCAUGGUGAUGGAUACAAGUUCAAACCUUUCUCAUUUGCCUUGAUAACGGAUGACGACGAUUAGU